GAUACCACUAGCCACACAGGUGCCACGGUAUGCAAGGAAAUUUGGUCUUUUUAAAGACUUUGGGAAGCAAAUAGAGAACCACACCAUGGGAGACAUUGGAGAGGAACGCUCGACUGACUGGAGCCUGACCAACGGUCACGGCUACAUUUUGAACCGUGACCGCAGUCAUGCUGCAGCCAGUCGUCUCAAUCUCCAGUUCUACCUGUGGAAGGAUGCGAUGAAAUUCAACAUUCACCCUUCCAUUCGGGCCUCACUGCCCACAAACGCCGCCAUUGCUGACGUGGCAUCGGGAACCGGUAUCUGGCUCAUCGAUACGGCGCGCGAGCUGUCGGAAGAGGCCCAAUUAGAUGGGUUGGAUUAUAAUCUCCAGCAGGCGCCGCACCAAAAGUUUCUGCCCUCCAAUGUCCGAAUGCGGUACUGGAAUGUGUUCGACGACGUCCCUGACGAUCUCGUGGGCAAGUACGAUUACGUCCACACCAGACUGUUGCUCCUAGUCGUCGAGUCGAAGGAUCCUCGACCGAUCAUCCGGAACCUGCGCAAGCUGCUGAAACCUGGCGGGUACUUGCAGUGGGACGAGCUCGACACCGUUCACAUGAGCGUCAAGAAGGCGGAUCCGAAUCUGAACACGCCAGCUUUGGACCAGCUCCGCGACUGGUCAUGGGCGGAUGGCCGCCACGACUGGACCGUCAAACUGGACCAGUUCAUCGCCGAAGAAGGGUUUCAAGAUGUCAAGGCCGAGUUCAUUGGAGAUCCCCCAGAGCUGGCAAGGGCUUUCAACGAGCAGCACCUUCUCACCGCAGAGGAGUUUGCCGAGGGCUUGGUGAAACUUGGGAAGAAAGAGGUGGCGUCGAAAUACUUCAGCCUCGUUGAGGAGGCUUACAACGAGUCUGCGGCUGGAGCUGCUCUCAGCGUGCCGAGAGUCGUAUGUGUUGCGCGAAAGCCGCUUUAAGCACAUGCACGCCGCGGAUGCGUCUU
Molecule: messenger RNA, 975 nt
Organism: Canariomyces notabilis
Lineage: Eukaryota; Fungi; Ascomycota; Sordariomycetes; Sordariales; Chaetomiaceae
Exons: 1
Coding region: 86-949 (287 amino acids)
Molecular function (GO): methyltransferase activity
Source: RefSeq, a predicted model, not a curated record